AUAGCCAUUUGGCAAAGGCAGACCUAACUUGAGCUAUAACUUAAGCUAACGUUACUGCAUAGAAAUGAAUUUAUUCGCUAGUUCGAAAAACAAUGAAUCCCCGCUAGCUGAAAACAAUUAGCUAAUGUUGAGAGGGAGGGGUCUCAAAACUCAGCGACAAGGUAAUACACUUGUCUUUAGCCAGCCCCUUGUUUCUCGGCCUCUGGUCGGGUUUGAAGUUUUUGUUUAUUUGUUGACGAGCCAGCAAUAAGUCUCAAGUCCAACCCUUCAACCUGGCAAUAAUGUACAAGGUUGUGCUCUACUAGCAGUAUAGCCUACAUAGCUAAAGACGAUGGCAAGAUACACUCGAAUUCCAGGAUCAAUUGCAUUGAUUACACUGACAAAUCCACCUGUGAACGCGCUGAGUGCUGCAGUGCGACAGGGCAUCACUGACACCGUGAGCAGAGCCGUCAGUGACCCAGAAGUAAAAGGCGUGGUGCUGUGCGGGGAGAAUGGGAAGUUCUGUGGGGGGGCAGACAUCAAGGAGUUUGGUGGACAAAUGAAGGGACCGCAUCUUGUUCCGAUGAUCGAUGCAAUCGAAGCUACAGCCAAGCCUGUGGUGGCCGCCAUCGAGGGCAUGGCUCUGGGCGGGGGCUUGGAGCUGGCGCUGGCCUGUCACUACCGCAUCGCCCACGUCAAGGCACUGCUGGGGCUCCCGGAGGUGGCCCUGGGCCUGCUUCCAGGUGCAGGGGGAACCCAGCGUCUGCCCAGGCUCAUCGGGGUGCCCGCUGCGCUUGACCUCAUCACCACAGGUCGGCAUGUGUCUGCCCAGGAGGCGCUGAAGCUGGGCAUUGUGGACCGCAUUACGGCCGGGAACACGCUGGAGGUGGCGGCUGAGUUUGUGCGGAGCGUAUCAGCGGAGCAGCGUCUGGCCCUGCCUCGUCUGAGCACGUGCCCGACCCCCUGCCCCCCCGACCUGGACUCCUUCCUGGAGCGCGCCAUGGCGCAGGUGCGGCGCCGUGCCCGGGGAGCCUUGGCUCCAGUGGCCUGCGUGCAGGCGGUCCGAGCGGCCGCCACCCUGCCCUACAGCCAGGGCAUGCGCGUAGAGAGGGAGCUGAUGGCCACCCUCUUCAAAUCCCAGCAGGCCCGGGCCAUGCAGUACUGCUUCUUCUCCCAGAGGUCCGUGGGCAGGUGGAGCACGCCCAGCGGAGCGCGCUGGGACAACAGCAGCCCGCUGCCUGUCCAGAAUGCGGCCGUCAUAGGUCUAGGCACUAUGGGGAGAGGGAUAGUCGUGUCCUUUGCGCGGGCAGGGAUCCCGGUAGUCGGUGUAGAGAUGGAUGCUAAGCAGCUGGAGAUCUCCAGGCGAGCGGUGACCUCCAUGCUGGAGAGAGACGCACGGAGACAGGGGGCGGAGCUGCCUGAGGGACUGGUGCGCUUCACCACGGACCUGCGGGACCUGCGCGAGGUAGACCUGGUCAUCGAGGCCGUGUUUGAGGACAUGGCUCUGAAGAAGAGGGUCUUCGGCGAGCUGUCCUCCGUAUGCCGGCCCGACACCCUCCUCUGCUCCAACACCUCCACCCUCGACCUGGACCAGCUGGCUGCUGCCACCCACAGGCCGGAGCUGGUCGUGGGCAUGCACUUCUUCUCCCCGGCGAACGUAAUGAAGCUUCUGGAAGUCAUCUAUGGGUCUCGCUCGGCCCCAGCUGCCGUGGCCACGGCCAUGCAGCUGGGGAAAAGGCUGGGAAAGGUGAGCGUCGCCGUGGGCAACUGCCACGGCUUCGUUGGGAACCGCAUGGUUCUGCCCUACAUGUCGCAAGCCAACUUCCUAGUGGAGGAAGGAGCCACACCCGAACAGGUGGACCAGGUGCUGGAGGAGUUUGGAUUCUCCAUGGGCGUGUUCAGGAUGUCUGACCUGGCCGGGCUGGACGUGGGGUGGAGGAUCCGGAAGGAGUUGGGGCUGACCGGCCCCGGCGUGGCCCCCGGGGAGCCGGCCCGCAGCCGGAAGGGGAGCAGGUACAGUCCCCUGGCGGACCUCCUGUGUGAGCAGGGCCGGCUGGGGCAGAAGACCGGCUGCGGGUGGUACUUGUACGACAGGCCCGGGGGGCGGGAGGCCAAGCCCGACCCCUGGAUGCGGGGCUUCCUGGAGGAGUACCGGAGCAGCCACGGCCUCCGCGCGCGGCCCGUCGACCAGCAGGAGGUGCUGGAGCGCUGUCUGUACGCGCUGGUCAACGAGGGCUUCCGCGUCCUGGAGGACGGCAUCGCCGCGGGGCCCGAGGACGUCGACGUCAUCUACGUGCUGGGCUACGGCUGGCCGCCGCACAGGGGCGGGCCCAUGUUCCACGCGGCGGCGGUCGGCCUACCCGCCGUCCUGGAUAGGCUGGAGCACUACCACCAGGCCCACCCCGACGUCCCGGGCCUCCAGCCCAGCGCCCUGCUGCGGAAGCUGGUCGCCAGGGGCAGCCCGCCCAUCCAUAAGUGGAGGGAGGUCAUCAAGAACAUCCGCAGUCAGCUCUGAGAUGUACCCAGGUCACCACUGUUCCACCUCAUCAUCCCUGCUAAGAAUUUAGUGAUGAUGAAGUUUAAUGCCUCCCUGUUACCUUGCUCUUAUAAGAAACGAUGGGGUGAUGUAACAGUAUUUCUGCUGUUAUGAUUAAUUAGGACCAGUGAUCCUGCUGGUUUGUGAUUUGACCUGAAUUUUAGAAACUAGUUCAUAUCCAGGAAACCAGGUUAAGUGAGUGCAAUAAACUGCUUUAUAAUUGUUCAAUCAGUGCAGAAUAACAAGAAAAACCAGCAGGUUUUUGUAAUUGAGAACCUUGAAACAUGAUCAGCUACAAGAUGACUAUUAUAGGUGCUAUAUCUAACUUUUUAAUUGCGGAGUGAGUUUAUUUGCAUUUAUUCCUUUGUUCCACGGUGAAAUUUUCAAUCGGUAUGUUCACAGGAUAUACUGUCUGAAACCACUAAACUUCACAGUUCUGCCUGUAUGAAUUAUGUUUUGAUAUGUUUUGCAUAAGCGACAACGGUUCCUUUUUUUGUAACGUCACCUCACCUUCUCUGCAUUUUGGAAAUCCUCCCACGACACAAAUCACGGGUCCACCAAAACAAAUCCAUAAUAGUUUCUAAUUCCAAAUCCUAGGAGAAACAUUGAUAUUAUGUCCAUUGAAUUCUAAUUUUUGUCUUGUUUGUGAAGUCUAAAAAUUGAGAGAUUGCUGAAAAUGUUUUUUGUCAUAUUUUGAAAUAGCUGAAAAUAAAUUACUAAAACAUG
Molecule: messenger RNA, 3241 nt
Organism: Conger conger (European conger)
Lineage: Eukaryota; Metazoa; Chordata; Actinopteri; Anguilliformes; Congridae
Gene: ehhadh
Product: enoyl-CoA, hydratase/3-hydroxyacyl CoA dehydrogenase
Exons: 7
Coding region: 332-2494 (720 amino acids)
Biological process (GO): fatty acid beta-oxidation
Cellular component (GO): peroxisome
Molecular function (GO): (3S)-3-hydroxyacyl-CoA dehydrogenase (NAD+) activity; NAD+ binding
Source: RefSeq, a predicted model, not a curated record